AUGAAUUCGAUUAAAAAAAUCCAAAAAAAGAAAAGAUUAUUAAAGCCAACUAAAAUAAGAAAAUAAUCGGUAAUUUAAGUUGAAUAAGAAUCGAUAAUAUCUGUAAAACUAACUCAUAAAGAAGUAUAAUAUAUAUAAAAAUAUUUUAGUAAAUUCACAUAAAAGGGAAAUUUUAAUUUGUUGUGGUUAAUGGAUAUUUAGAAAUGGAUUUAUAUGAAGUAAGAAAAGCAUAAAUUUAUGAAUUCAACAGCACCGAAUUUGUCACAGUAAUAGCUCAUAAUGUACCAUAAAAAAUAGAAGAUUUUUUAACUAAGCUUUAAUCUUCUCAAUUACAAUCAGAAGUUUAUUUAGAAUUUAUGAAUUUCAUUUUAAAAAAUUAACCUAAAGAAUUAACACUUUUAAUUUAUGGUAACUAUGAAAUUAGUGAUUUUGGUUAUAUAUUGACUGAUUAAAAAUAGGAUCUUUUUGAUUGUUAAGAUAGAAGUGUAAUGUUCAUAGGUGAGAAAUAAGUAGGAAAAUCUACAAGUUUAUAAUUAUAUGCAAAUAAAUGGAUGAAUUCAAAUUAAGUUUUUAUAUUAGACACAGAUCUUGGUUAAGCCAUUAUUUUACCAGGUUUUAUUACUCUCAUGAAAUUAGAAUUACCAUUAUUUCUGGCAAAACCAUAGAUAUUAUUUUAAGGAUUUGUUGGUGAAUUUCAGGUAUUUAAUUAUUUUGAUCUAUAUUUCAAUAAAGUAGCAUAGGCUUUAGAUGUUUACAAUUAAUCUUAACUUUUAAAAGAUUAUCCAUUAUUAAUUAACACUGCCGGCUUUAUAACAAGUUAUGGAAUUACAAUAAUCUAAGAAUUAAUAAAUAUUUUAUAACCUUAGAAAUGUAUUCUGCUCUCAAGAGACAAUCAUAAAAAAAUAAAGGAGAAAUCAAAUUAUUUAUUUGAAUAAUUAACUAAAAAAUCUUUUAUUAGCAAUUUUGAUACAUUUAAAUCAUAAUUUUAGAUCAUUCAUGAAGAAAUUGAUUAUGAAAUUUAUGGUUAAACUAUCCAAGAAUAAACCCCUUAAAUAAGAAAGAAUAAUCGAACUUAAAAAAUCGCUUAAGAUAUUGGUUUACAAAAUUUAAAUUAUUUAACAUUAUGUUCUUAAACAGAUAUUAAAAUUGUAGAUACAAAUUAAUGUUAAUUUAUAGUGAUAAAUGAAAAAAAAAAUUACUAUGAUUUAGAAGAGAUAGCUUCUGUUUUUAUAUUUAGUUUGGUAGCAAUAGAGCAAGAUGGGACAUUUUUAGGAUUAGGAUUUAUUAAAGAUAUUGAUAUUAUCAAUAAUAAAGUCCAUGUUAUAUCUUAAAUUGAAUUUAAUAAAGUUUAAUACUAUUUUAUCAAAUCAAAAUUUUAUAACAUAUCAUAAGAUUAGUUGGGAGAGAUAAGUGUUGAGGAUGUAUAUUAGCUAUUGGAUAAAGAUUGUAUUCAAAAUGGAGAACCUUUGGAAUAUCUUAUAGAUUUACCUUAUAUCACUCAUAAAAGUGAAGCGAUAGGUGAUUUCAAACAUAAGAUAACUGUAAAUAAAAAAACAUUUUGA
This is a messenger RNA of Paramecium sonneborni, 1562 nucleotides long. Lineage: Eukaryota; Ciliophora; Oligohymenophorea; Peniculida; Parameciidae. The record is from the annotation of a GenBank genome assembly.